GCCAUGGCCGAGGCCGUGCGGGCUCCGCGCCGCGCCCGCGGCCGCGCCAAGGAAAAAAAGAAAAAAAGUAGUGAAGAGUCCCAGGUACAAGAGCCUGAUGAUGUCUUCCUCCCUCCUCUGGCAGAAGGGUCUUCUCGAGCCAGGAAGGUGCAAGUGGAACAUCCUGGAGAAUUUACAGAAAUUCAGCUCAGAGAUGAAGUAGAGGACGGGAAAACUGUAAAUGAUGUGUGUGACAUCCCCCAGAGUCAUCUACCUUCAGCAAGUGAAGGGGCUGUUACAGUAACUCUGGAGCCUCCCACGGGCACAGAAGAGUUCAAAGCUGCUCCUUCCCAUGAGGAAUGUGUGGGGGAUGCUGAGAAGAGUGGGAAAAGCGAGUCGGACAAACCUCACAGCCCCGUGGAGGUGGUUGCCAGUGGAUCAAGAAAUCCCGAUGUAUUGAGCAGUACCUUCCAGCCAGGUGCUGCUGGCUCCCAGACAGUGCUGGGCUUUGUGCGGGACAGGGGAGCUGAAAACAUGCAAGAUGCUAAAAGUCCUCUUGCUUGCUCUUCAGAGAAGCUUCCUCCCAGCACUUCCCAGCUCCCUGAGAAGUCCAAGGCGCGUGUCCAGCGGCCGGGACUGAGGUCGGUCUAUCCAGACCUGUCAGCUGAGCUGUCCUAUGAGAGACCCACCAUCAUGGCAGUGAAACCCCUGCUGCACCAUGAGAGGCUGUACCCAGAGCUCCCCAGCGAGCCAGAGCUGGUGCCCUUCACCAGGGAACAGCUGAAGAUCUUCGAGCCCUGCUCAUGGCUGGAGAAUGUCGACUCCUAUGCCGAGGAAUUCGAAAGCGUGGCCCAUCAGGACAGGCACGAGUUCUACGAGCUGCUCCUGAACUACAUGCGCUGCAGGAAGCAGCUGCUGCUGGCUGAGGCAGAGCUACAGGCCAUGACAACUGACUGCCAAAAUGUGAAGGGGAGACUGUGGACUUUCAAAGAACAACAGAAGACUGUGCAGGGUGUCUGUGCAGACCAGUGUAAGGUGACGGGUCACCAUCGCUACCAGACCGUGGAGCUGAACGAAGGCGUGUUGGGGGAGCUGAAGAAGCUGUUUGAGGCCAAGGCAGAGCACGUGCACCAGACCCUGGCCCUGCACUCGUACACCUCAGUGCUGUCCCGGCUCCAAGUGGAGUCCUACGUUUACAGGCUGCUCAGCAGCUCGUCCCUGCUGAGGUCUGUGGCCCUUCAGCAGCAAGAACAAGUUUCAAAGCAGUCAGAGAAUCUUUCUUCAGACUUGAGCCACUUGAAGGAAUGUGUCAGUGUCCUCUUCAGCUUCACUCGCAGAGUUAUUGAAGAUCCUCAGUUUCAGAGUGACCUUCUCAUGUGGCUGCAGAGACUGGGUUCUGUGCUGCAAAGAAUUGGCUGUCCAGGUGACCAUCUCUUCCUCUUCAACCACAUCCUUCGGUGUCCAGCUGGGAUCAGCGAGUGGGCUUGUCCGUUCAUUCAGGUAAAUCGUGUGGACUUCAUGUGCCAUAUGAAACCAAGUGAAAGGAAAAGUUCCUCUUCGUCUGGGAAGGAAUCUGGGAACUGGACCCUUGUAGAUGAAGGAGGAGAAGAGGAUGAGGAUCCUGAAACAAGCUGGAUUCUGCUUUCAGAAGACGACUUGAUUGCUCUGUUGUCACAGUUUCCAUUCCAUGAACUCUUUCAGCAGUUCCUCGGGUUUAAGUCUGGAGGUGCUUAUUUUCCCGAGAAAACAACUCCCCAGGAGAUGAUGAAGAUUUUUGCCUUUGCAAACUCCUUAGUGGAACUUCUGUCUGCGGGGUUAGAAACAUUUAACAGAGCACGGUACCGGCAGUUUGUGAAGAGAAUUGGUCAUCUCAUCAAGAUGACACUUUGUCAUGUGAGUGACCACUGGGCCCAGUAUGUUAGUGCCAACAGACAAUAUGGAUCAGUAGCACAUCCCUACUCUCUGGAAAAAUUGCAACUGGAGUUUGAUGAGCUGUUUUUUAGGGCUGUUCUACAUGUUCUGAAGGCCAAAAGGUUGGGAGUCUGGUUAUUCAUGUCCGAGAUGCCUUACGGAACACUAUCCAGCAACAUGCUUUGGAGGCUCUUCUUUGUCAUGCACUGUGCUGAGAACGAGCACCUGGAAAAGCUCUGCUCUGCUCUGGAACCUGCUGACUGCAAGCAAAGGCUCAAAGACCCACAGCACCUCGAAAAUUUUGAAAAGUAUCUCCAGUCAAUGAACUGCUCAGAAGAAAUCUGUCUGCUCACCACAUUUGCUCAGAUGGCACAAACCAAACGGGCUGAUGUUGAUGAGGAUUUUAUCAAAAUCAUUGUUCUGGAGAUAUAUGAGGUGUCCUAUGUUAGCCUUUCCACAAGAGAGACGUUUUCCAAAGUUGGUCGAGAACUCUUGGGAGCCAUUGCCAGCAUCCACACGCAGAUUAUUUCCAUACUGCUGGAUCGAAUUAGAGAGACCAUUGAGAAGGUUGGGAUGGUUUCCUUGUACCUGUUUAAAGAGCUGCCAUUGUACCUGUGGAAGCCUUCUCCAUCCGAGAUAGCGCUGAUUCGUGACUGGUUAUUAAAUUACGGCCUGACAACAGUGGAGAAUAAGCUUGCCUGCAUUAUCCUGGAAGGGCUGAACUGGGGAUUUGGGGAGCAGCAAUCUGCUCUUCAUCUGGAUCCAGCUGUCCAUUCUGAAGUUGCAUUGAUGGUCCUGGAAGCGUAUCAGAAAUAUCUCUCCCAGAAACCCUAUGCUGGGCUGCUUUCUGAAAGCAUAAAGCAGGUCUCCUACUUAGCCAGCAUUGUUCGUUACGGAGAAACGCCGGAGACUUCCUUCAACCAGUGGGCUUGGAGUUUGAUUCUGAGGCUGAAGCUGCACAGGAACGACCGCGGGGUGCAGCAGGGCGGGCCGCCCGUGCCCGUGUGCGACAGCGCGCUCGACGCGGCCGAGUCGGUCGCGCUGCACCCCCUGCUCAAGGCUGUGAAAGCAAACAUCCCCAUAGGCUGCUACCUGGCACUGGCCAUGACCACCCUGGGGCACAGCAUUGAGAAGUUCUGUGCUGAAGGGAUCCCUCUUUUGGGUGUACUCGUCCAGUCUAGACAUCUGAGAACAGUGGUGCAUGUGCUGGAUAAAAUUUUACCAUUGUUUUACUCUUGCCAGUAUUACCUCCUGAAGAAUGAACAGUUUUUAUCUUACAUCCAACUGUUCCUUCAUCUGGACAGUGGAGUCCCUCAAGGAGUUACCCAGCAGGUUACCCAUAAAGUGACACAGCACUUGACAGGUGUGAACUAUGGAGAAAACGUUAAGCUGCUCAGUAGUAUGAUACAGACUCACAUUUUUGUAAGUGACCAGCCAAAUGGAGUGGGACCAGCUGCAGUACUGGAGUUCUGGGUCCAGGUCCUCACCAGCCAGCAGCUGUGGCACCGGGACAGGGCAACACUCUGCUUGCUGGAUGACUUAUGUAAAGCUGCUUUUCAGUACAGUCAAGAGGACUGUGUACAAAAGCUGCUUUACCAACAGCACAAGAAUGCUUUGGGCUAUCACUGUGACAAAGGUCUGCUGUCUUCCCUUGUUAGCUGGAUCGUGGCUGGCAAUGUGACACCAUCUUUUGUGGAGGGCAAUGCCAAUCCCUCUCAGGUCUGGUUUUCGUGGAUGGUGUUAAAUAUGGAGUCAAUAUUUGAAGAAGAUUCACAGCUUCGCAGAGUUGUGGAGGGGGAGCUGGUUAUUAAUGCUUUAACUCCUGACCAAGCUUUGAAGAAAGCCCAGGCCCAGCUGAAGCUGCCCAUCGUCCCUUCCCUUCAGAGGCUCAUGAUCUACCGCUGGGCUCACCAGGCCCUUGCUACCCCGGCAGAUCACCCUCUCAUGCCACUGAUCUGGCAGAAAUUCUUCCUCCUCUACCUUCACCGACCAGGACCACAGUACGGGUUACCUGUAGAUGGCUGUAUUGGGAGGCGUUUUUUCCAGAGUGCAGCUCACGUGAACUUGCUGAACGAGAUGAAACAGCGGUUGAUAGAGGUGGCAGACUUCCACCACGCUGCCAGCAAAGCACUGAGGGUGGAGAGCCCUGCUGAGGGCACUGACAGGUCACCAGAGAAGGCCAGCUGCUCACCUGAGUACCUUACUUCACCUGAGCUGCAUAAGGAGCUUGUCAGGCUUUGUAAUGUUUUAGUUUUGUGGUUGGAAGAAGAGAAUUUCCAGAAAGGAGACACAUACAUUCCCUCUUUACCAAAGCAGUAUGAUGUACAUAGACUUGCUAAAGUCAUGCAGAAUCAACAGGAUUUGUGGAUGGAGUUUGUCAAUGUGGAACUCAUACACCACGAGUUUCAGGAAGCUCUAAACCUUUGGCUGCAGGUUCAGCUCGAAUCACAUACAACCUGUGUUCCUGCAGGGCAGACAGAUUUCACCAACCCUUUAUCAGCCAAAGAGAGGAUCAUAAAUAAUUUGAAGAAGUUUGAUACUCCCAAGCCCCCUCUCCCACUCCAGACAAUGAAAGCCCCUGUGCCAGUCAUUUCCUCUGCCAGUCUAGUGAGUCAGAAGGAAGCAGUUCAGCUCAUGCGUAAGGACCUGAACAUCCUGCAGCAACAUGCCAAAACUGCAGCUCUCUGGGAAUCGCAGCAUGUUGCUCUCAAUAAUGAAAUACUGGACACGGUGCCUAAGCUGUUUGUGAACAGGGAAGAGCAGAUCACCCUCCAUUUGGAGUGCCGGGGGACUUCCAAUAAGGGCUGUCAGGGAGCAGCUCUGCUCACCAUCCAGUUUGAAGGGAAGCACAAAAACGAGGCGGUGAGCCAGCAGCUUCAUGCUCUGCGCAAAGAAGUGAGACAGCUGCAGGCAGAAGCUACGAAGCCGCCUUCCCUGGGCGUUGUGGAAGCAGCAGUGCACGUGGAGAAUUUUAUAACGGCCUUAAUAAAUAUCUACAAGGUGCAGCCCAUGCCUGCAAUUAAGAAAGUUGGAAUUAGUUUGUUUUUUACGUUGGUGGAAUAUGUGUGUGAUGAAACUCAACGCAACCCUCCCACAAGGCAAUUCUUCACGUCCUGCAUUGAGAUUCUGGGCCAAGUGUUCAUCAGUGGGACCAAGUCAGAGUGCAGACAUCUGCUUGAGACCAUCCUGCAGAACCGAAGGCUCUGUACCCUCCUUUCUCCUUACUUCACUCCCGUUGCCUCUCCCAGUGAAUUUGUGACUUUGUAUGAAAAAGUUGUGGCCUUUCUGAGUGAGGACAACAGUGAUGUUGUCUUCAUGCUGCUGACAAAGUUUGACCUCGUGCAGUGGUUAAGCCUGGCUAAGCCACCUCUUGCUGAGCGUACCAAGCUUCUGGAGUCUAUUCACUUGGCUCUCAAUGCAUGUGGCCUAGAACCUGAAGAAGACAUUUUGAUGCCAUUUAAUAUCUUCUGCAAGCAUUGGACUAACCUUCUCCAGUAUCAGUUCCCUGACCACUACAGUGAUUUCCUAAGGCUGUUCGUGCAAAGCUCAUCAGAGCAGCUUCUAAGCCCUGACUGUUGGAAGGCAUCACUUCAAGCUUUGGGGUGUGAUUCACCAGUGGCUGAGCAGGGAAGCUUCAGGAAGAGUGAUUCUACUGAAACUCCUGCAUUGAGGGAUGCUGGAAAAACUCUGCUCUCCACAGAACAGGUUAGAGAGACAAUAGAAUGGCUUUCCACAUCCUUCUGCAAACUCCGACUGGCUUCAGUGGACUUCAGGACUUUUGGCCUGUUUUCAAAGUGGAGUCCUUAUGUGGCUGAAGUGAAUGUGUUCCUGGAGUAUCUUGUUAAACGACUUAUUGACAGUGAAGUUGAUAAUUUAUCCCAAGAACCUGUGGGCAGCAGCACAAUUCUAGCAGCCCUGCAGUCUUUGUAUUCAAUCAUUGCUGGACUCUUUAAGCCAUGGAUACUGGUCUUGGAUAAGGAAGAUGCAAGUAACCAGCCCUGCUACCCCUGGCUGGAGAGUGACACCCCUGUAGCCUCCACUGUGGUCUCUUUGUUUACAAAUUGCAUCAAGCUUUUGCACGAGAGCUUUAAAGAAAAGCUGUUGCCAAACCAUCAUGGGGCUCUCUGGUUACAUCUCAUGCAUUACUGUGAGUGUUGCACAGCCCCCAAAAUGCCAGAGUUUAUUCUCUAUGCCUUCCACACUGAGUUCAGAAGGCUUCCAUGGAAGGAAAUGCAUCCAGACCAGAUGCUGAUGGAAGAGUUCUUCAAAAUUGAAAGGGGCAGUCCCAAGAGUUGUUUCUUAUUCUUGGGUUAUGUUUUAUGUGAAAUAAACUGGGUCAGUGUCCUCUCUGAUGCCUGGAAUCCCAACCCUCAGCCUCAGACUCACAACAUGAUUGUCUGUUUGCUGUAUAUGAUGGUCCUGUUGGCAAAGGAGGAACAACUUAUUGGUGAAGAGGAAUCACCACUCAUAAAUCUUCUUGGACAGACCAGCUCCCUUCCUUGGCAGCUUGUGGGCAUUUCAUCUUAUCAAAGCAUCAUCAGCUACUGCAAUAGUCACUACCCUCCCUCUGUUAUCCUUGCUAAGGAUGCUGCAGCUGAACUGAUUGUGAAGCUCCUGAAGAUCUCGGCAGGCUUUGGGGCAUCUUCGGAUAGUCACAUCCACCUCGACGCAACACUGAAGUGCCGAGCGUACAUUUGCCAGGUGGUUCAGUUCCUCAGCACCCUGGAGCAAAGUGGAAAGAUCACCCUUGCAGUUUUGGAGCAGGAAAUGGCCAAGCUGCUGGAUGAUGUAGUCAUCUUUAAUCCCCCAGACAUGGACCUGCAGACGCGCCACCUGGCCCUCAGCAGUCUCUUCACGGAAACGCUGAUGAUGCUGAACAAUUCCAGCAUCACCACGGCCGAGUCUCUCCGGGGGACCCUGCGGAGGUGGAUAGAAGGCAAAGUGCACGGACUGCUGGCCAUGCCUCUGCUCACAGCGGCCUGCCAGAGCCUGGCCUCGGUGCGGCACAUGGCCGAGACCACAGAGGCCUGUAUCACUGCUUACUUCAGUGAGGAUUCUCCUCACCACCAGGAUUUAGGCUGGGGCCCUAUACUUGCCUCCCUCCAAGUCCCUGAGCUAACCAUGGAAGAAUUCCUGCAGGAGUGUCUGUCUUUAGGAAGCUACUUGACCCUGUAUGUCUACCUGCUGCAAUGCCUGAACACUGACCAAACUCUUACCAAUGAAAUGAAGAUCCUGCUGACCAUCAGCAAAUGGCUGGAGCAGGUGUACCCCAGCUCAGCAAAGGAAGAGGCCAAGCUGUUUCUUUGGUGGCAUAAGGCCAUGCAGUUAUCCCUGAUUCAGAUGGAGCAGGAUGAUGCUGUUCUGAUCGAAUCCGUCAUCCGGACACUGCUGUCCAUCCAGGGCAGGCAGAGCCAGCUGGCUGAAGAGAGACUGACUUCUGGAAUACUUGGUGCUAUUGGACUGGGCAGGAGGUCUCCUUUGUCACCCAGGUUUCGGGUGGUUGCCCGCAGUCUGUCUGCUUUCCUCUUGGUGCAGAUUCCUGCAGAGAGUCAAGUGCGCCUGAAAGCCGGCUCGGAGCCCAAGCUGUCUCAGAAGGCUCAGCAGGCACUGAGCGCUCUUGAAUCCAUGGCGUCAAACAAGCAAUAUAUGGAGUACCAAGAGCAGCUCUCCCAGGCUUCUGUGUUCAUCAGGCAUCCAGAGCAUUGUCUUCGGGAUGGCAACAACCUGCUGGCUCUCCUUGUCAACACCCUGUACCCAGAAGUGCAUUAUUUGGACACCAUCCGGUAGCGGCGCUGGGCUCGCAGGGCCAUCACUCAGUGCCCAUCACCCUGGUUUACAAACAGUGUCCCUGCUGCACAAAUAACUUUCACCUUCAGAGUUCCACUUAGUAACUAAGUCAGAAUUGUGAAUGGGAGCGGCAUGCUGUCAAGCUUUUCUCCCCUUUUAAGGUUUUCUUGCUUCCCUUUUUAGGCCUGUGGAAUUGCCAUUUUUUUUUUUUUUUGACUGAAAGCACUUGAAUAUCCUCCUGUGUGUGGUGCACUUCUGAGAGGAGGGUACUUGGGGAUAGGUGUACAAGUCAUUAGUCAGCAAAGCUCAUCCUGGAGCGUCUGGAGUUUUUGCUUGGUGCCUUUUUUAUUUUCCAAUGUGUCAUCACUCAGGCCAGUUCAAAUUUACUGGGGGAUUGUGUGUAAAAGAGGUUUGACUUUCUUAACCAAGGAUACCUCUGAGUCUUACCUGAGUGUGUGUCUGGUGAUUUUUGUGAAAUCCCUGUAUUUGAAAAGAUGGUACUUCAAGUUUUGAUUUCUUUUUGGUAUUCCACAGAAAUCUGUAGUUGAGAGGCAUGCCUACAAUCUUCACCCACUUGUGUAAAUAUUAACAAAAAUUGUAACUGAAGAACUUUGGUUUUUUCCUGUUUUCUAAA
This is a messenger RNA of Lepidothrix coronata (blue-crowned manakin), 8311 nucleotides long. RefSeq names its product ectopic P-granules autophagy protein 5 homolog (gene EPG5). The transcript is spliced from 43 exons. Lineage: Eukaryota; Metazoa; Chordata; Aves; Passeriformes; Pipridae. Gene Ontology annotation, biological process: autophagosome maturation. Gene Ontology annotation, cellular component: cytoplasm. Bases 4 to 7677 code for a protein of 2557 amino acids. The record is from RefSeq and is a predicted model, not a curated record.